Messenger RNA from Mercenaria mercenaria, 744 nucleotides. Its product is annotated as alpha-2A adrenergic receptor-like. Gene Ontology annotation, biological process: G protein-coupled receptor signaling pathway. NCBI's taxonomy places the organism in Eukaryota, Metazoa, Mollusca, Bivalvia, Venerida, Veneridae. Gene Ontology annotation, cellular component: membrane. The record is from RefSeq and is a predicted model, not a curated record. Gene Ontology annotation, molecular function: G protein-coupled receptor activity. The transcript has a single exon. Bases 1 to 744 code for a protein of 247 amino acids.
AUGGGAGCUUCUAUAUUCAAUCCAGUAAUGUUUGGUGUGCGAAAAGCUAAGCAUAACCUUUAUAAUUUUACAAUAUUUGAAUGUGAGAUAACAGAAGCUAUGGAACAAACAUCGCUUCCGCUGAUACAUAGCACCAUCUUUACUCUACUAUUUUUUGUAUCAAUGAUAGGAAUUACUGUUUUAUAUAUCUGCAUAGCUGUGCGUGUUAAACAGCAAAUAAAACGGAAACAUCAAAUGGUUGGUAAACUAGUAGAUAAUAAAAACACAAAGAAUAAAAGUGGCGUAUAUCAGAAUUCCACUGAAGAACAGAAAAGUAACAACAGCGGAACGGAGGCCGAAACAUCUACGUGCAGCAGCACACCGGAUUCUGGUUCAAUUUACAAACACAUAGAAAAGAAACAAGAAACAUUCAAGAAAGAUGAAAUCAACAAAGACAAAAUUCUGACCGCAAAACCCAGGUCUUCAACACAGAAAAGGGGAACCAGUAAGAACAGAACGACACUGGUUAUGUUUACGGUGUCAUCAAUGUUUUUCAUCUCGUUUGUACCAUCCAGCUACUUAAAUGUGACACGAGUUUUGAAAGAUGGUUUCUUAGAAUCUGUAAACAACUCUGAGAGAUCGUUAUACAAAUUUUUCUUUCGUUUUUACCUUUUGAACAGUGUGAUCAAUCCAGUGAUAUACGGAAUAUUUGAUCCUGACUUUAGAAAUUCUUUUAAAAGGUUUUUCUCUUGCAGGCGUAUCUGA